AUGUCCACCCGCUCAAAAGCAACCUUCGCCGCCUCCUGCAUCUUCACAGCCUCCACCAUCGCCGCCGUCUACUACUGGCAGGAUAUGAGCUUUCAGACGAGGAGAGUAGGCCUCGUCCGCGACGACGAACGCCGCGCGCAGUGGCGCGAAAACGUCCGCGAGCUCGAGCGGCAGGAGGCGUUGAGGGAGACGUUGGAGAAGGAUCAGAGUGUUCGGCAGACGGCGUAG
This is a messenger RNA of Fimicolochytrium jonesii, 228 nucleotides long. RefSeq lists its product as uncharacterized. Gene Ontology annotation, cellular component: mitochondrion. Gene Ontology annotation, biological process: mitochondrial respiratory chain complex IV assembly. Lineage: Eukaryota; Fungi; Chytridiomycota; Chytridiomycetes; Spizellomycetales; Powellomycetaceae. The coding region runs from base 1 to 228 and encodes 75 amino acids. The record is from RefSeq and is a predicted model, not a curated record. The transcript has 2 exons.